AUGAGUUUGAACCGCUUUCUUUUGAACGCCUUCCAAGCCAGACGGGCUCCCAUUCUUCGACGCACUUUCCACUCCACGACUCCAGCCACCAUGCCUCGUACCGCUGCGACAGAGGGCUUCAAGUUCAACCACACCAUGAUUCGUAUUAAGGAUCCGAAGUUGUCCUUACCUUUCUACAUGGAUACCCUCGGCAUGGACCUGGUUUCUGAGCAAAACAUGGGCGACUUCACCCUUUACUUCCUUGCCUAUGACCACGACGGGAUCGCCUCACUCCCAGCUGAGCAGAAGGCCAAGGCUCGUUUCAACCGCGAGGGCAUCCUCGAGCUCACUCACAACCACGGCACCGAGUCCGACCCAAACUUCCAAGGCUACGCCAAUGGAAAUUCCGACCCUGGUAGGGGUUUUGGCCAUAUCGCUAUUACCGUGAACAAUAUCGAGGAGGCGUGUGCGCGUUUUGAAAGCCUUGGGGUUCCCUUCAAAAAGCGUCUCACCGAUGGUAAGAUGAGGCACAUAGCCUUCAUCUUGGAUCCCGAUGGCUACUGGGUGGAGGUUGUUCCUCAGGCUCUGAAAUUGUAA
Messenger RNA from Suillus bovinus, 576 nucleotides. RefSeq names its product Glyoxalase/Bleomycin resistance protein/Dihydroxybiphenyl dioxygenase. Bases 1 to 576 code for a protein of 191 amino acids. The transcript is spliced from 6 exons. The record is from RefSeq and is a predicted model, not a curated record. Lineage: Eukaryota; Fungi; Basidiomycota; Agaricomycetes; Boletales; Suillaceae. Gene Ontology annotation, molecular function: metal ion binding; lactoylglutathione lyase activity.